UUCCCUUCUGCCACCAGGCCCUGCGAGCUCCCUGCGGCGGAGGGUGGAAGAGGGAGCGGCGGGGCCGGGGGGAGAGAGCGCGCCGCCCCCGCCAAGGAUCGCCCGGAGGACCCCCUCCCAAGCCACCCCGCCGAGCCCACCCCCGCCCGCGCGCCGCGCCACGCUUGGAACGCUCGCCGCGCCAACGUUCCAAAGGCAGCCGGCAGCGUUCGAAAUUGGAACGUCCGCGGAUACAUUGUUGCCGCUCCCCCUCCCGCCCGCGCGCCCCUCCCCCUGCCCCCCUCUCCAACCUCUCCUUACCUCCCCCGAUCCCCCUGCCUGAUCCCACCCCCGGGGACCUCUCCCCGGCCCUCGCAGCUUCCUCCAUCCUCGCCCCCCCUCGCCUUCCCUCCAGCGCAUGGAAUACACGGCAGUUGCCUGAAGACCCCCCCCCCCCGGUCACCCGAGAGGAUCCAGUUCUUCAAAGAAUCGCACCCACCCCGGCUUGGGAAGCGGAGGCAGGGAGGAGAGAGAGGUCUCAUGGUACCAAGUGACGUGUCCUUCUUGUGAGAUCCAGUCCCCGGAACCCCCUGAGAAAAUGUCAGGAAAGCAGAACAUCUGGCCGUCUGGUACAGAAUGCAUUGCCAAGUACAACUUCCACGGCACUGCCGAUCAGGACCUUCCGUUUAGCAAAGGGGAUGUCCUUACCAUCAUCUCUGUCACCAAGGAUCCCAACUGGUACAAAGCGAAGAACAAAGUGGGCCGUGAAGGCAUCAUCCCGGCCAACUAUGUGCAGAAGCGGGAAGGGGUGAAAGCCGGCAUCAAGCUCAGCCUCAUGCCUUGGUUCCAUGGGAAGAUCACACGCGAGCAGGCGGAACGGUUGUUAUACCCGCCGGAGACCGGCCUCUUCCUGGUACGAGAGAGCACCAACUACCCGGGCGACUACACCCUGUGCGUCAGCUGCGACGGGAAGGUGGAGCACUACCGCAUCAUGUACUCAUCCAGCAAGCUCAGCAUCGACGAGGAGGUGUAUUUCGAGAACCUCAUGCAGCUGGUAGAGCACUACACCUCGGAUGCCGACGGGCUGUGCACACGCCUCAUCAAGCCGAAAGUCAUGGAGGGCACGGUGGCUGCCCAAGACGAGUUCUCGCGCAGUGGUUGGGCCCUCAACAUGAAGGACUUGAAGUUGUUGCAGACCAUUGGCAAAGGAGAAUUUGGGGAUGUGAUGCUCGGUGAUUAUCAUGGGAACAAGGUUGCCGUGAAAUGCAUUAAGAACGACGCGACCGCGCAGGCCUUCCUAGCAGAAGCUUCAGUAAUGACGCAGCUGAGACACAGCAAUCUAGUCCAGAUGUUGGGCGUGAUUGUGGAAGAGAAAGGCGGGCUGUAUAUUGUCACGGAAUACAUGGCAAAGGGAAGCUUAGUUGAUUACCUACGCUCCCGAGGGAGGUCUGUGCUGGGAGCAGACUGCUUGCUAAAGUUCUCCUUAGACGUCUGCGAAGCCAUGGCGUAUCUGGAAGCCAACAAUUUCGUCCACCGGGACUUGGCUGCAAGGAACGUGCUGGUUUCGGAGGACAACUUUGCCAAAGUCAGUGAUUUUGGGCUGACGAAAGAAGCCUCAUGUACCCAGGACACGGGCAAGCUGCCGGUGAAAUGGACAGCCCCAGAAGCACUUAGAGAAAAGAAAUUUUCCACCAAGUCAGACGUGUGGAGCUUUGGAAUACUUCUUUGGGAAAUCUACUCCUUCGGGCGAGUGCCUUAUCCGAGAAUUCCUCUGAAGGACGUAGUCCCUCGUGUGGAGAAGGGAUACAAGAUGGACGCCCCGGACGGCUGCCCCCAGAUUGUCUAUGAGGUGAUGAAGAAGUGCUGGAAUUUGGACCCUGCCCACCGGCCUUCCUUCCACCAAUUACAUGAACAGCUAGAGCAUAUCAAAGCCGCCGAGCUUUACCAGUGAGGUCGAGGGGAGGGCAGGGCUUCCUCCGGACACGCCUCCCUCCAUCACUUCCUGUGAUCCACCUCCCCCUCACCCCGCGUGCACGUGUGUCGGGGCAGGGUGGGGGGGCCACGAAAGGGACCGAGCGCAUCGAUUUUUAUCAGGAAUCGGAACCUGCCACUCAAGGGACUGUACUUAGACAAACAUAUUGGACUUGCGCAUAUCCCCAACGUACCUCAGUGGGUGUGUGUGUGUGGGGGGGUGGAAUUUGGCUCCCCUCUUCUCCGUGGGGAUCUCUCUCCUGUAUCUCUUUCAGCUGGGUCAUCUGAAGAUGCAGAUGUGAGAGGAAACAGCAGAACUGCCCCCCUCCCGGGGUUUUCUUCAUCUACCCCCACCCCAUCCUGUAGGAAUCCAAUUGGCUGAAGAGCACCUAGUGAUAUUUUAGUAGCAUGUUCUUAGCCUUUCAGACACUUUCCCUCUCCGAUUCCUCUCCGUGGAUCAGGCUUCCGCUCCACACACAUACAUUUCCAUCCUUUUUUCCUUCCAUCUUUAAUUUCUCCCUGGGAACUGGCUUGUGUUUCUCUCGUCCUUACCGGGAGGAAUUAAAAAAGGGUAUGAAAUUCAAACAUCCUCAGGAGGGGAGAUGCAAGAAAGGAAAGAGGGGUUUUGGGGGGGGGGAAUGGGGGAAUUUCCUGCCCCUGUUGGUACUUCCACAAUUUUGGAACCACCCAAUUACCAAUCCAGUAUCUUCUUUUCCCUCCUUCUCAUGCCCAGUCUUAUUUUGUUCCAGGUAUUUUUUUAUUAUUAUUUUGUUUUUCUUGUUUUCAAACUGCACCAGAAAAAAAUAGAAUCAGCUUGUCUGCUGGGUUUUACUAAAGUUACAAAUCUUAUUUUUUAAUGUAAUAAUUAAAAAGGUUAAAAAAAAGAGAAAACCACACACACACAAAUAAACCACGCUAAACCUUUAGCGAGCUUGUCUUCAGGCCGCCCGGCAAGGGCACAUUUCGAACUGUAAACGCCACCCACGGACGACUGUUUGGAUUGUUUUGCUUACAACAGUGUUUGCAUGCCUGUCUUGAGAGGCCUUUUCCAGUCCUGUCUCGUGCUUUAUGCUCAUUUAAUGCUGCCGACCGUGAGAUUAAACUGUAAUAAUAAAAAGAAACCAUUCCAUACGAA
This is a messenger RNA of Eublepharis macularius, 3085 nucleotides long. It is a transcript of the gene CSK, whose product is annotated as C-terminal Src kinase. Gene Ontology annotation, molecular function: ATP binding; protein tyrosine kinase activity; protein binding. Bases 578 to 1930 code for a protein of 450 amino acids. NCBI's taxonomy places the organism in Eukaryota, Metazoa, Chordata, Lepidosauria, Squamata, Eublepharidae. The record is from RefSeq and is a predicted model, not a curated record. The transcript is spliced from 13 exons. Gene Ontology annotation, biological process: adherens junction organization; regulation of Fc receptor mediated stimulatory signaling pathway; protein phosphorylation.